AUGCCUUUUUGCAAGGCUCAACUCGCCACAGCCAGCGGCCUUAUCUAUCACCUCGAGAACAGCACGCGCCCCAAGGCCAAGUUCCUCAACCUGGAUACGUUUUACGCCCCGUCCAACCCAGUUGAAAAGACAGUGACAGGUCGCACCCACAACGAGGCUACUGAUGAUAGUCAGUGUUGUCUGUGCAACAAGGUCUUUCGCGAGAGCUCCCACCUGAAAAAACAUCUGAGUUCACCCGCGCGGUUCAAGACAGUCGGCGGGCUCGUUAACCACAUAGAGAGCGAGAGUUGCGGUUCCUGUCGCUUCGAGGACGGCAAGAGCCGCGCUCGGGAUUUGAUAAGCGGCAAGCUCCUGAAAAAUCUCCAGAUCUCAUAG
This is a messenger RNA of Pyricularia pennisetigena, 375 nucleotides long. RefSeq lists its product as uncharacterized. NCBI's taxonomy places the organism in Eukaryota, Fungi, Ascomycota, Sordariomycetes, Magnaporthales, Pyriculariaceae. The record is from RefSeq and is a predicted model, not a curated record. The coding region runs from base 1 to 375 and encodes 124 amino acids. The transcript has 3 exons.